AUGGCGGGGCCCCUCGUCCAGCUGCUGCUCCUGCUGUUAGCCUCGGCGUCCGCCGCGCAGGAUGACGAUGGUAACAAGAGUGGAGACAGGAUCAUCGAUGGCGUUCCCUGCAAGAAAGGCUCCAACCCCUGGCAGGUGGCGCUGCUCAAGGGGAACAGUCUGCACUGCGGGGGGGCCCUACUCAGCCCCCGCUGGGUGAUCACAGCUGCACACUGCAAGAUGAGGCACUACGUGGUUCACAUGGGCAGCGACUCCCUGAGUGAAGGCGGUCAGAAGAUCAAGGCCUCUAAGUCCUUCCGCCACCCCGACUACAACACACAGACCCACGCCAACGACCUCAUGCUGGUCAGGCUGGACCGGCCAGCACGAAUGUCAGCCCAGUUGAAGACUGUCAACCUGUCAUCCCGCUGUGAGCCCCCAGGGACCAGCUGCCAGGUCUCUGGCUGGGGCACCACCACCAGCCCUGAUGUGACCUUCCCCAAGCAGCUCAUGUGCACGAAUGUCAAGCUCAUCUCCUCCCAGGACUGCAAGAAGGUGUACAAGGACCUGCUGGGCAGCUCCAUGCUGUGCGCUGGCAUCCCCAACUCCAGGACCAAUGCCUGCAACGGUGAUUCUGGGGGACCCCUGAUGUGCAGAGGUAGCCUGCAAGGCCUGGUAUCCUGGGGAACUUUCCCUUGUGGCCAACCCAAUGACCCAGGAGUCUACACCCAGGUCUGCAAAUAUGUCAACUGGAUAAAGGAGACCAUGAGGAAGCAUCGCUAG
This is a messenger RNA of Sorex fumeus (smoky shrew), 762 nucleotides long. RefSeq names its product kallikrein-7-like. Gene Ontology annotation, biological process: proteolysis; positive regulation of antibacterial peptide production. The coding region runs from base 1 to 762 and encodes 253 amino acids. The record is from RefSeq and is a predicted model, not a curated record. NCBI's taxonomy places the organism in Eukaryota, Metazoa, Chordata, Mammalia, Eulipotyphla, Soricidae. The transcript has 5 exons. Gene Ontology annotation, molecular function: serine-type endopeptidase activity.